Messenger RNA from Alligator mississippiensis (American alligator), 6665 nucleotides. RefSeq names its product zinc finger protein 646 (gene ZNF646). The transcript has 2 exons. Gene Ontology annotation, cellular component: nucleus. Lineage: Eukaryota; Metazoa; Chordata; Crocodylia; Alligatoridae. Bases 727 to 5283 code for a protein of 1518 amino acids. The record is from RefSeq and is a predicted model, not a curated record.
UGGCUUUCCCCGGAGGGGGGAAGCCGGCUCGGGGGCUCACCGGAAGUGCGGCAUUCCGCGCGGAGGUGGAAGUGGUUCCCAGCGCACACCGGAAGUGCGGGGCAGACGGCAUUAGGGGGUGCACGCGCAGAGUGGGGAGGGCGUUGGGGAGCGCGCACUAGGCGCGGGGCACCAGCGUGUGUUGUGGGGAAACGCACGUCACCAUUACACCGCCCCCCCGACCCGACGUGACCCCUCGGGAGCCAGUUUGGAGCGGGGACAUUUCAUGAGACCCCCCCGCCCUUGACAGGAAGUAGCUAUGGAUGGGGGGUGCGUUUCAUAGAUGAACCUCCCCCUAAACCGGAAGUACCCCCGGAAUAGCGGGGGGGCUUGUUUGGGGAGGCAGGGGGAAAGCUUUGCUGGCGGCACCUCCCCCGGCCGGAAGUGGCCCCCCCUCGGCGGGGCGGGGGGAAGCCUUUGGCCACCGCACACUUCCUGUUUCCUAGCAACAAAAGGGAAGUGCUGGAAGAGCCCCCCCCCCCACCCCCGGGCUCCCCACCCCCACCGCCGGCCGGGGGGGCCGCGAGCCGGGCAGCAAGGGGUUAACUGCCCCCCCAGCGCGGACCUCGGGUUCGGGGGGGGACAGCAUUUGGGCCCCCCCCCCCCCCCGGCAGGAGCGCACGCGCCCAGGCCCGGCCCGCCGUGCUGGAGGCCCUGCCCCCCCGGCGCCUCGCCCCGAUGUGAGCCAUGGAGGCGCCGGGCCCCGCCCCCCGGGACGAGCGGCGCUACCGGUGCCGGCAGUGCCCGCGCGCCUACCGCCACGCCGGCAGCCUGGCCAACCACCGCCGCACCCACGAGCUGGGCGUCUUCCCCUGCCGCCGCUGCCCCAAGGAGUUCUCCAACCCCAUGGCCCUCAAGAACCACCUGCGCCUCCACACCGACGGGCCCAGCCGGCGCCGCCACCCCUGCCCGGACUGCGGCCGCGUCUUCCGCGCCGCCACCCAGCUGAGCGCCCACUGCCGCGCCGCCCACCCCGGGCACGAGGGCUCGGGGGACCCGCGUGGCGGUGACGAGACACACCAAGCGGGCUGCCAGCCCGCCCAAGACGGCUGCCGUGCGGGCCGAGACCCUUUCCAGAAAGGCCAGGAUGGCUGCCGGCCAGGCCCCGGUGGCUGCCAGCAAAUCCAGGAUGGCGGGCAGCUAACGCGCGAGGGCUUUGGUUGCCUGCAAAAUGGCGGCCGGCGAGGCCGAGAUGGCUGCCCGCCAAUCCAUGAUGGCGGCUUGCGUGACCAAGAUGGCUGUCCGCCCAGCCCAGACGGGUUCCCAUCAAGCCUAGAUGGCUGCCAGGGGGGUCAAGACGGCCACCAAGUGGGCCCGGCUGCCGCUGCUGCUGCCGCCACAUUCUUCCCUCCCCUCCCCGGCGGCGCUGGGACCCUCCUGAGCAACCUGGAGCAGUACCUGGCCGAGUCGGUGGUGCCGGCCGACUUCUCCCAGCUGGGCCCCGCCCCCAAGAUGGCGGCGGGGGCAGAGCCAGUGGAGCGCCGCUACCGCUGCGACCAGUGCGGCAAGGCCUACAAGCACGCCGGCAGCCUGACCAAUCACCGCCAGAGCCACACGCUGGGUGUGUACCCCUGUGCCGUCUGCUUCAAGGAGUUUGCCAACCUCAUGGCUGUCAAGAACCAUGCCCGCCUCCAUGCUGGGCACCGCCCCCACAGCUUCCCAUUGGCUAUUGAGCCCCCCCGGGAGAGGCCGCAGCGAGCCGCCUCAUUGCCCUCGCGCUGCCCACCCUCAGAUGAAUGCGUCAAAGCCGAGAAACAUCCGGAAGUGGCAGGGGAAACUGAGGCACGGCCCUACUGCUGCGGCGACUGUGGGCGCACGUACCGGCAUGCCGGCAGCCUAGUGAACCACCGCCAGAGCCACCAGACGGGCAUCUAUGCCUGCGGCGUGUGUGCCAAGCGCCUCUACAACAUGGCAGCCCUCAAGAACCACCUCCGCGUCCACUUGAAGGGCGAGGCGGGCAGCGAGGCAGACAGUGACCCUGUGGCGACCUCACCACGGCCCUAUCGGUGCGGGGAGUGCGGGCGCACCUACCGGCACCGUGGCAGCCUGGUGAACCACCGCCACACCCACCGCACGGGCGUAUACCGCUGCUCGCUGUGCCCCAAGGAGUACUCCAACCUCAUGGCGCUGCGCACGCACGUCCGUGUGCAUGGGCGCCGUCAUGGCGAGGGUGAGGAGGAGCAGGAAGAGAAGACCCGGCGGUGCCCGCCUGGCACCAGUGCCGCACAGCCCCACAUCUGCGGGGCCUGUGGGGACAUAUUCGGGAGCCUGGGGGAGCUGCGGAGCCAUGCACGGAGCCACGGCGGGCCGGAGGGGCGGGCCUUCGCGUGCGAAGUGUGCGGGCGGCGCUACCGCCAUGCGGCCAGCCUCGUCAACCAUCGCCGGUGCCACCAGACAGGUGACUUCGCCUGCCCACUCUGUGCCAAGGCCUUGGCUAACAUGGCUGCCCUCAAGAGCCACCUGCGGGGGCACCAGCGGAGGAGCCGCCGGGCGGCACCAGGGACAGAUGGUACGGUCAAUGAGGUCACCGUGCAGGAUGUCUCUGGCAACGAGGCCACGCCGGGCGACAUCUCGGAGGUCACCUUGGAGGAUGUCUCCACCGACGAGGCCGCGCCAGGCGACGUCUCUGUCGAUGAGGUCACCUUGGAGGAUGUGUCUGCCGACGAGGUUGCGCCGGGCAACGUCUCGGUGGACGAGGUUACGCUGGGGGACAACAUCUCUGCUGAUGAGGUCACGCCGGGAGACGUCCCUGUCGAUGAGGUACCACUGGGGGAAGACGUGUCUGCCACUGAGGUCGCACCAGGAGGCACCCCCAGUGAGGUCACACAGGGCGGCAUCCCGUUGGGCGACGUCUCGGUUGACCGGGUUGCGCUGGGGGAUGUCUCCAUUGAUGACAUCACGUCAGGAAACGUAUCCGAUGCCCAUUAUAGCAAUGCAGUAAACGGGUGGCCGUGCCCCAAGGAGGAGGAUGUCGAGGAUGACGAUGAAGGGGGUGGGGCUUCCUCCCCAACCGAGCGCCCGCCCCUGGCACCGGGCAUCUACCAAUGCUCUUUGUGCCCCAAGGAGUUCCCGGACCUGCCAGCACUGCGGUGCCACUUUGGCGCCCACGGACGAGCACGGCCAGCAACCGAACGGCCCUACCUGUGCAGCCUCUGUGGCCUCAUAUUCCCCGGCGAGGACGACCUCCGCACCCACCACGGCCUGGCCCACGAGGCGCCAGCGCCGGCUUCACCUGCCUACCCAGAGCCGGACGGGCGUGGGGAGGACGAGUCGCCGCUGCUCUCGCACAUCUGUGGCUACUGCGGGCAGACAUUCGACGACAUGGGCAGCCUGGAGGAGCAUAGCGCCGGGCACCGUGAGGAGAAGGAGGCGGCCCUUGCUGACACAUCGCGGGCCCUGCCGCCGGUGCCGCCGGGCGUGGAGCCGCGACCUUAUUCCUGUGGGCAGUGCGGGAAGACCUACCGGCACGGUGGCAGCCUGGUGAACCACCGCAAGACCCACCAGGUGGGCCACUUCCCCUGCAGUGUCUGCACCCGCCACUACCCCAACCUCUCAGCCUACCGCAACCAUCUCCGCAACCACCCCCGCUGCAAGGCAGGGCAGCCCUCGCCAGUGCCCCUCCGGCCCGGCAAGGCCGGGCAGACAUCUGCUGGCCACCGCCGGCCAUCCCGGGAGGACAGGAGGACGCCAGAGGUACCCAUUGGGCCCCUUAAUUGGCACAAUGAAGCCAAGACAAAACUAGAGGCACCUGAUCAGCCCCCUGGUAGUGACCAUCGGCCACCGCAAGAGGACACCAAGAGGCCACUGGACGGGCAUCCUAGUGGCAACUCCUGGCCACGGCAAGAGGGAGAGAAGAAACCGGAUGCCUGCGAUGGGCCUCCGAGUGGCCACCACUGGCCACUGCAAGAGGAAGCCAAGAGGCCACCAGAGACACAAGACGAGCCCCCUACUGGCACCCAUUGGCCACUGCAAGAGGAAGCCAAGUGGGCACAUGAUGGGCCCCCUAGUGACACCUGUUGGCCACCGCAAGAGGAAGUCAAGAGCGAGAUGGGGGAUGGGUCCCCCGCCAGUUGCCCCCGGGUAGAAGAGGGUGGGGCAGAGCGGCCCUUCCGCUGUGAGCUGUGCGGGCGCAGCUACCGCCACGCCGGCAGCCUCAUCAACCACCGGCAGACGCACAAGACGGGCCUGUUCCGGUGCGGCGUUUGCCACAAGGCCUUCUACAACCUCAUGGCGCUCAAGAACCACCAUCGCAUCCACUUCGAGGCCCGGCGCCACCGGUGCCAGCACUGCCCCAAGGCCUUCCGCCUCCGCAAGCAGCUUCUCAGCCACCAGCGUGGGCACCGCAAGCCGACGCCCACCCGACGGGCACCCGGGGGCCCCCGGCGCCUCCCCCCGGACCCUGAGGCACGACCCUACGGGUGCGAGGAGUGCGGGCGGACCUACCGGCAUGCCGGCAGCCUGCUCAACCACCGCCGGAGCCACGCCACAGGGCACUAUGCCUGUGGGGCCUGCCCGCGCACCUAUGCCAACCUCCUGGCCCUCAAGAACCACGAGAGGGUCCACAGCCGGGCCUUCAAGGGGCGGCGGCACCCGCCGGCCCAUGCCCGGCGUAGGCCACGGGCAGGCAGCGGCCAUCUUGGGGGCUCUUUGGAUGGCCUUGUUGGGGGUGACCAUCUCGGAAGCCCUCCGGGCAACCAUGUGGCCUUGGACGAGGGUGGCGGCCAUUUUGGACAGCCUGUAGGCGACCCAGGGACAGCAGCGGCCACCUCAGAAGUCCCCCGGGCAACAGCGAGGACUGCAUUGGUGGCGGCCAUCUUGGCAACCACAUCGGAAGGCCUUCGGACAAUCAUGUGGGUGGCAACUAUCUUGCAAGCCCCUCAGCAAACCAUGUGGGGGGGUCUUCAGAGGACUGUGUUGGCGGUGGGCUUUUUGGGACUCCCUCUGGCCACCAUGUCAGUGGCUCCUCAGCCGGCCAAAUGGGUGGCCAUCUUGGGACUCCUUCCAGCGCCUGGAGUGGCCAGUCUCCAGGUAACCACGUUGAUGGCGGCCCUCUUGGAACUCCCUUCAGGUCCUCAGAGAGUCAUAUGGGUGGCAUUGGCCAUCUUGGAACACCUCCAGACAACCCGAUCAGCGGCACCCAUCUUGGAAACUCCCCCGGAGGCCAUCUUGAGGCCCCAACACCUGUCCCCGGUGCCUUCCAGUGCCCCGUCUGCCCCAAGUGCUUCCCCACGCGGGCGUCCCUGAAGAACCACGGGCGGGUCCACACCAAGAAGCGGUUCGAGUGCUCGCAGUGCGGCAAGGCCUACCGGGCCUCCCGGGACUUGGUCCAGCACCUGUGGCGCCACCAGGCUGAGGCCGAAGCCGCCGCUGCCGCCUCCUCGUCGUCGUCCUCCUCCUCCUCGUCCCACAACGGGCCAGGCCCCGACCGCAGGCCCUACCAGUGCGACCGCUGCGAGAGGACCUACCGCCACGCCGGCAGCCUCCUGCACCACAAGAAAGUGCACACCACGGGGCGCUACCCCUGCCCGACCUGCCCCAAGGAGUUCCGGAACCUUCUCUCCCUCACCUACCACCUCCGCACCCACACGGACCAGAAGCGGCACCGGUGCCCGCGGUGCGGCGCAGCCUUCCGGACUGCUGGGCGCCUGGCUGCCCACUCCAAGACGCACGCUGCUGACAGCGGGAGCUGAUGCCCUCCGGCAGCCAUUUUGUGUCACAAGGGGGGAUGGGCGGGGGGGAGGGUCUUCACCCAUUUCCAACCUACCCCACCUGGUUUCCUCAAGGGGGGACUUCGAUUUCCUCAGGUCCCGCUAACGAACGUCUUAACGAGCCCCCCCGACCUCGCAGAGUUAUGGACUCUACUGGAAGAGCAUGCAGUCAACGUUGGUCAACCUCAACCCAGCCAACGUUGGGUUGUUUCUUUCCCUGAUUGGCCAGCGCGAGAGAUGUCAGUGCCGUUUUAUUCGGCUUCACCUUUUGUAGCGGAUUAAUUAUUCGGGGGGAGGUGGGGGGGAAGGGGGCAUAAAAUUAAUUAUUCCCAUUGGGGGGUUUUGAUCCAAAUCCAAGCUCUCUUGUGUCUCCCUGAAUUAUUGUACGUGUCUGUUUUGGGAUGGGAAGCAGGAAGGUUUUUAACGCCCGUGGGCCUGGGGGGAUACCUGGCCCCCCUCCAAUUCGAGAAAUCCCCCAUCCCCUGCCAAUUAGGGGGGAGAGAAGCAAGCCCCAAACGAGUGGUUGGAAAUGGGGGGGUUCGGAGUUGGGGGGUCCUGUCUCCUGGCUUUGUUUCUAUCCCCCAAUACGCUGGAACAGGGGUAUGGGGGGGAUCUUCAUAGAAAAUAGGGAUUUGGAUGAGGAGACCAGGGAGGUUUUGAUGGAGAAAAAAUUGAGAUCUUGAUGGGAAAAAGUGAGAUUUGGAUUGGAAGACCAGGGGAGUUUGCUAAAUAAAUGGGGAUUUUGCUGGAAAACCCGGGAUUUGGAUGGGCAAACCAGGGGCUUGUGCUGGGAAGGGGCUGCGACGAGGUCCGAUGAAGCCAAUCAAAAAGCGGUGACUUUUUAAAACAAAAACAAUAAAAUCUGUCGGGUUUUUUUUUUUUUUUGGCUUUUCCAUUAAACACCGGUUCCUUUCCGGA